UCCAUCUAAACAAAAAAAGAAAAGAAAAGAAAAGGAGCAAGCAGUACCAAUGGCAAAGUCUAUUAUUAUCCAGGCGUCUGCCCUUUGCUUCUUGUCCCUCCUUGGUUUCGCUUACUGCGAAGACCGCUUCUUUGUGGAGGGCAAGGUUUACUGUGACACCUGCCGUAUCCAGUUUGUAACAAGGAUCAGUACGUACAUGAAAGAUGCAAGAGUACGCAUAGAGUGCAGGGACCGUGAAGGCAGCAGCGUAAUAUACAGCAAUGAGGCUGUGACUGACGCGUCGGGAAGCUACCAACUUCUGGUGGACGGAAAUCAUGAAGAAGAGAUUUGUGAAGUUGCCCUGGUUAAGAGCUCUGAUCCUAACUGCAACGAGUUGAGCAAGGAUCCUUUCCUCAAGAGGAGUGCUAGGGUCAGCCUCACAGUCAACAAUGGCAUUUCAAGCCCGGUACGCCUUCCCAAUCCUCUUGGUUUCUUGAGGAAGGAACGUCUUCCCCAGUGCGAUGCAGUCCUUAAAGAAAUUGAGCUCGUCCCUGCUGAUAUCCAACAAUAGAAAUCCCUUUAAUUUGUUACAGAAUAAUUUUUUUAUUUUUUUUUAUUUUUUUAAAGAAGUACUGUGAGAAUGUUAUGUAUGUACUAAUACUCAUAGGUAUUGUGAGUAAUUCUUAUAUAUAGGGUUUGUUUGGGAUAUAAUACCAUCAAUGGCCAAAUUGCGCUCAACGAUUUCUUCUAUGUGACUAAAGGCGCGUUUGAUAGACUGUAAUAGUGAUUACAUGA
Molecule: messenger RNA, 774 nt
Organism: Quercus lobata
Lineage: Eukaryota; Viridiplantae; Streptophyta; Magnoliopsida; Fagales; Fagaceae
Product: olee1-like protein
Exons: 2
Coding region: 50-550 (166 amino acids)
Source: RefSeq, a predicted model, not a curated record